CGCCGGCAGAGGCUGCCGGCGACGGUGGGGGGUGACUUCCUCUCCCCCUACCCUUCCGAUCUCUUUCCCUCUGCGAAUUGUUCUAUUAGGUUUGGUACAUUCUGUUCCCUUGCUCAAAUCUCUGUCUCUGGCCCCGCGGGGAUUAAAACGUGAACCACCAGCCACCAUUUCAUACGAUCUCAUCACACUUCUUAGUUACCAUCUCCAGCGACCUUCCUCGGGGGUGCUAGCCGGAUCCGCGAUCGUCGAAAUCCCAAGCUCCUCCACAGGCCCGAGGGUCGGUCGUCCUCAUGGCGGGGAUCCUGGCGUGGGCGGCUGACGUGGUCGGCGGGGCCGGCGGCAGCGACGACGAGGCGGACGACGACGCGCGCGCCGCGGCGUCGGCCGCCAUGACCCCGGCCCAGCGGCUCCGCGCCGCCGACCUGGACGCGCGGGCGGCCUCGCUGCGCCGCGCCAUCCAGGACCUCCGCCUCCGGGUGCCCCCGCCGCACGUCGCGCAGCGCCUGCCCCACCUCCACGCCGACUCACUCGCGUCGUCCGCCGCGCUCGCGCUCCAGCUCAACGCGCACUCCUCCACCAAGGAGCAGACCCAACAAAGAGAAGUAACUCUCCAAGAAGAAAAUGCAGCCUAUGAGAAAGCUAUAUCAGAGUGUAAACAGAAAAUUCAGGAAAAGCAGAUGGAGGCCACUCAGCUUCUGAGUAAUCUGGAGGAAAUGGAAGUAACAGAGCAUAAUUUAAAGACACAGCUUGAAAAUGCUCUGAAGGAGCUAGAGGCUGCUCAACAUAAAGCAUCAACAGCAACCUCUGGAACAGCUGAAAAUGCUCUACUGGAAGCUAAGUCAGUGACUGACCUUAAAUCUAAAGAUUUGGAGGAGAAGAAAAGGGAGCUUGAACUAUUGGAUAACAAGGUGCAAACAUUAGAGAAAGAGUGGUCUGUGGUUGAAGAAGAAUCUUUAAAGAAACCCACUCCUGCACAAAGGGAGAAGGUCCUGGAGAGGCAACUGCAUAGCCUCAUCGAGCAGUUGACAGCUAAGCAAGCUCAAGCUGAAAUUCUGGCCACUGAUGUGCAUUCCAAAGAAAAGGAGCUGGAACGGCUGAACCAUCUGCAUAGAAACCUCUACGGCGGUGCCAACGAAACUGGCGCACCCCGGAGCCGCCUCAGCAGAGGCCUCUUGAGCGGCCCUGAAGAUUACUAUUACGACCCUAAAGCGGGCCGGAAACCGUACCAGGCUGGCGCUAGAACAGAAGGCCAGAACCGGCUGAUGAUCCUUAGGUCCGCAAUUGUACUGUAUGUUCUGCUGCUCCAUGUCAUCGUUUUCAUAAAGAUAUCAGUCUGAAAGCAGUUGAGCUAGCGCUUCAUAAGUUCAUAUAGGGAAACAGAUACUUGCUUUUGUGUUCCAAACCAUGCAAACGUUUCUUGUUGUAAAUAACUUUGUAUGUGAGUAUGUAUCUCGUUUGAUGGAUCUAUAGGAGAGUUAUAUGAAAUACCUGUUGUCAUAUUUUGG
Molecule: messenger RNA, 1505 nt
Organism: Zea mays
Lineage: Eukaryota; Viridiplantae; Streptophyta; Magnoliopsida; Poales; Poaceae
Exons: 6
Coding region: 291-1337 (348 amino acids)
Source: RefSeq, marked validated